Prorocentrum cordatum is the source of this 1077-nucleotide messenger RNA. Lineage: Eukaryota; Dinophyceae; Prorocentrales; Prorocentraceae. The record is from the annotation of a GenBank genome assembly.
AUGCUGGUGGCUCGAGCGCUGCCGGCCGCGCAGGACAGCCACACGCCCGAGCAGAAGAGGAGGGACUUGCUGCAGUGGUACGGCGCCGGCGUCGACAGUCCAGCCCUGGCGGAGCAGCCAGGUGGUUUGCCCACCUAUUUCAUUGGUGGCAGCGACUCGGAGUUGGAGGAGGAGCGCGCCGCGCCGCUGGAGAAGCCGCGGCCGGCCUUCCGCGAGGGGGCGCGCGGAGGAGUCCUGCCAGAGGGCGCCCGGGCCGCGGUGCGCGCCGCCUGCCGCGAGUACCUCGAGGGCGAGCUGCCGCGGCUGCGGCGGGUGCAGGACGCCCAGGCAAGCCUCGAGGGCCAGAUGCAGCUGCUCCUCAGCUGCUGGGGGAUGGCCCCCGCCGACGCCGCCGCGGGCGCCGCCGCCGCGGCGCCGCCCGCGCCCACCUCUGGCGCGGCCAGUGCGGCAGCGGGGGGCGCAACGGUGCCCGAGGAGGCGUGCGAGGGGCCGCUGGGGCGGCCGCAGAUGGGCCCCGCCACAGAGGCGGCCCUGGGGGACCUGCGCACCGAGCUCUGCGAGGUGAAGAGGCGGCUCGCCGCAACCGAGAUUGUGCAGGAGGUGGCCCCGCGACAAGCCGUGCGGGAGCCAGGCGCAUUUGAAGAGGAGGUCCGGAAGGUAAAGGUGCUUGUCGCGGCCGUCGGGGCGCGCUUCGACAAGCAGAUGCGUUCGCUGGAGCGGCAGGUCGAGGAUAUCCGGCUGGAUUCAGGCGAGGCGGGCGCCCGCUGGCCAGGGCGCAAGCUGGCACCGCGCGGCCCGGCGCCCGACGCGGAGCGAGCGUCCGAGGCGGGCUCCCUCGCCGGCGACACCCUCGCGGGCUCCACGGCCGGGUGCUCGUCGGUCCUAGAGGGCAUGUCGCAGGAGGAGCGUGACGAGUUGAAGAAGAUACGCAUGGUGGUCGGUGCUGCGGGCGCCAUGUUCUCGAAGGACUUGCGAGACCUGCGCGCGCAGGUGAAGGACGUGCGCGAAGAGAUGGAGAGCCUGAGAUCCGCGCGCGGCGCGGCUCGCGGCGGGCGCGGCGGGCGGGGUCGGUCCUGA